UGUUAAACAAUGUCGUGUUAAAACCAGCUAUUAAUGUAUAAAAAGUACUUUGAUAUUCACCAGCUAGAAAUAUGAGAUAACCAAACCAUCCUUCAGUUUAUAUCCAUGUUUCUUUUUCACUUUUAGUAUGAAACCUCCUCAGCAAGCUACUCAACUGCCAUUUGCCAGUACAAGCAGAAAUCCACUUUCCAUGCCUUCAAGAAGACUGAAUGGGUACUCCUCAUAUUCUCGUCAACUUAGUCAUCCUUCUACUUCUGAAACAAUGGAGUCAAUGGAGGUUGAUCCUGUACCUUCACCAAUGAGGAAACCUGAGACAAUGACUGGUCCAGUAAGAUUGUCAGUUAUAACUCCACCGCAGGAUGGACGCAUGGGUAGUGUGUCCUACAGAAGUUCUCAGUCAUCUGGAAUAACGUCAAGUCAAAGUACAGCAGUAUCUUCAAGAUCCACACCUAUAGGACGACCACAUAAUGGAUGUUCACUUGUAUCACCAUCUGGAUCACAAAGCAGUAGGAGGGGAUCAUGGUCUGCUUCUGAUUUCAGAACUCCUCCAUUGUAUCAAUUUACGUUACCUUCACCACAGUCAUCUGUAGCAAGACCUCCAAUCACCAUCUCUGGAAUUCUACAAAGACAACAUUUAGGAUCAGCUAGUUUUGGAGGACAAACAGCAGAAAGAUAAGCAAAAAUCUGUGAUUUAUUUUGUUCAAUAAGCAUUUUGAAAAGCUGUGCACUGUUGUUGGAUAUCAAAGUGUUUGUAAUUUCUAUAAAAUGUCAAAGUAGCAUAAAACAACUAUUAUUCAGCAUGAAUAAUGUAUCUAAAACAUUGCUGAACUUGCCAGUUAAAUCUAUAGUAACUUUAAGCAGGAUUACAAAAGAUUCUGGCUUUUUAAAGGAAUUUUGGUUUAAAAUAUAUUGUAAGAAUUGUAAAAAUAAAUUGCCUUUGUUAAUGAAGUGUUAAGAUAAAAAAAAUGCUUUUAUAUUCAAUGAGCUCUUCGUCCUGUAAAUGCAUUGAACUGCAGCAGAACUGAUUUUAAAUAGUUGCGCCUGUACAGAUGAACCCCAGUCCAAAAAAUAUUUUACUGUUAGACAUUAAAUCAAAUACACAUUUGAUUCCAAAAUCCAAAUUUGGGUUCUUAUUCAAGAGAUUACUUUUUGUUUGCACGGUAAGGAGUAUGGUUUGAGGGUAAUCAGAGUCUAAUAGACUCUUCAGAACUUGUAACACACAACAUUCCAAGAAGCUUAUCAUUUGAUUUAGGUAGCAAUGCUGUCUUCUCAAAAAUGCAAUGAAAUGGAGGAACUGGUUUGAAGAGAUACAUCAUGCCAGAGACUACCUUUCCUCUCAUAGAACAGUGAAUGAAUGCUCUGUCUGGAAGGUCCCAGGCUGCUACCUCUUCCAUUGAAAUUCUCACCAUUACUGUGUAUGUCUGGAUAAAUUUUGCUGGACUGAAUAACAGUUUCGUUUUUGCCUAACUUUAGCCCUAUUUAAAAAAUAGGAAAACUAUAGGAUAUUUUUGAUACUAAGUCCACCAAGUGAAUGAUACAACUUCUUUUGGGUUAAAAUGUUUUGUUUGACCUAAAAGAAAGUAAAGAGAGUACAAAGGUGUUUUUCAUUUUUGCUGCCUACUUAGCUGUUUACUACACAAACUUCAAGCAUGCCACUUGAAAGAGAAUAAAAUAGA
Meleagris gallopavo (turkey) is the source of this 1676-nucleotide messenger RNA. The record is from RefSeq and is a predicted model, not a curated record. NCBI's taxonomy places the organism in Eukaryota, Metazoa, Chordata, Aves, Galliformes, Phasianidae.